Emericellopsis cladophorae is the source of this 1956-nucleotide messenger RNA. Its product is annotated as E3 ubiquitin-protein ligase-like protein. The transcript has a single exon. The record is from RefSeq and is a predicted model, not a curated record. Lineage: Eukaryota; Fungi; Ascomycota; Sordariomycetes; Hypocreales; Bionectriaceae. Bases 1 to 1956 code for a protein of 651 amino acids.
AUGGUCUUCACUGGCCUGCUCACCUCGAGCGAUAGGCCACCAAGGCCAGCAUCCGCGUCCAGUCGUCCGAAAGCCUCCUCAUCGGCCUCCGAAGUCGAACUGCUCCCCGAGUACAUCCACGACGAGAUCCAGCUCCCGUGCAUACCUCCCGAGCGACCGAACCUGCGGGAGCUGAACAACAGCCUGGAGGCCCUGGCUGCCGUCUUCCCCGACAUCCGGAUCGAAGUGUUCCGCGAGCUUCUCGGAAGCUUUGAUGGCGAGUCUCGAUUGGCACUGGUUGCUGAUACGCUACUGAAGAAUCGCGUUCAGUGGGUCAAGGGGCGAUGGAGGGUUGCUGAGAAUCACACGGGCGAAUCCGAACCGAUCCCCCGCGGAGAGUCUUUUCGAAGUAAGGAAUACAUCACCGCCGUGCAAAAUCUGGCCUAUCAAGAGUUCAAGGGACUGUCCAAGUUGAACAUCAAUGCCGUCCUCGCCGAGUCCAACUACUCGUACCUCGAGGCCCGCCAAACGCUCGCCACCCUGUCGUCCAAAUCAUGGCGCUUCACCAUCUCCUCCUUCUUCCUCCGACGGAAGCCCAUCGCCACGGGCGAGGCAGAGCAUCAUCCCCUGGUGGUCUGGCGGUCGACAGGGCAAGGGGCCAUCUAUCCCGCCAUACGAGCGACUGGUAAUGCCGAGUUUGACCGCGAGUUGUUCACGCGCCUGAUCGCGCCCCUGAAGGAGCGCGAUGCCGAGCGAAAGGAAGCGGCCGACAGGGAAUACGCCGUGCAGAUCAACAACGAGGAGGCGGAGGCGGCCGACGCCACGUAUGACUGUACCUGCUGCUUCUGCCCCGGCACCUUUGAGGAGUUCACCCACUGCAACAAGGAAGGCCACAUGAUCUGCUUCCGCUGCGUGCAGCACUCAAUCAGGGAGGCCGUCUUUGGGCAAGGCUGGCAGAGCAGCAUCAACCCCGACACGGGCACGCUGAAAUGCAUGGCCGUGGACGGCGACGGGUGCACGGGGCAUGUCCAGCGCGAUCACAUGCAGCGGGCAAUGACGGAGGAGAAGAAGGGCGCCGAGAUCCUGCACAAGCUCGACCAGCGGCUUGCGGAGCACAGCUUGCUCGCAUCCAACGUGCCACUCGUGCGGUGCCCGUUCUGCAACUACGCGGAAAUUGACGACAUUUAUGUGCCGGCGCACGAGGCGCGUUUGCGGGUCGACAUUGCCAGCAUUGUCUCUUUGUCAUUUACUUCACUCGGUGUGCUCUUUUUCGCGCCCAUGGCCGUGUUCCUGUCGCUAGCAGGCUCGGUGCUGAUCCUCCUGCUCGGCCAGCAGCACGCUUGGGGCCGUUAUCUUCGAAGAGAGUGGGACGCGGCGAUUACGCGGCACAGGCGGCGGAGACGGGGCCAAAAGUUCACGUGUCAGAGCCCCGAGUGUGGCAGGCCGUCGUGUCUCACGUGCGGCAAGUCGUGGAAGGAUGUGCACGUCUGCAACGAAUCGUCCCUGGUCGCUUUGCGGACGCAGGUGGAGACGGCCAUGAGCCUGGCCAUCAAGCGCGUGUGUCCCAAGUGCAACACAUCGUUUGUCAAGAACGACGGCUGCAACAAGCUGACGUGUCCCUGCGGGUACAAGAUGUGCUACGUGUGCCGCGCCGACCUGAGCGAAGAGGGAUACCGACACUUUUGCGACCACUUCCGACCGGACGGCGAUCCGCGCCCGUGCAAGGAGUGCGACCGGUGCAACCUCUGGGAGUCGGAGGACACCAACAAGAUCCUCCGCCAAGCGAGGGAGGAGGCGGAGCGGAAGUGGAAGGCGGAGGAGGAUCGCGACCUGUCCGGGGAAGAAAAGGCGUUCCUCGAGACGGGCGUCGCGUCGAGGGGAGGCGAGCUCGCCGCGUUCCGCUGGGACGUGCUGCGCGGGCACCGACCUACCACCGCCGAGGUGUUUGACUUGGUUGUGAAUUGCUUCUUUCUCUAG